Molecule: messenger RNA, 1621 nt
Organism: Sphaerulina musiva SO2202
Lineage: Eukaryota; Fungi; Ascomycota; Dothideomycetes; Mycosphaerellales; Mycosphaerellaceae
Exons: 1
Coding region: 691-1455 (254 amino acids)
Source: RefSeq, a predicted model, not a curated record
CACCGCUGGCCUUGUCGAUGGGGCGGCUGUUGGGUGCAUUGGGCGUUCCCACUAGUCGCUGGCAUCAGUCGCCAGGCCGGAUCUCUGCACCCACGCCAGACUUACACGCUGUUGUGCUCUGCUCUUUGACUGCCGACGCCGUUUCUCCAUCAUGUUCCGGGCGCUUGGUCUUGGGAAUGGUCCUCUGGGGUCGUACGGGAACGUUGAAGCCCGCCAUGAUCCCUUGUUGCGUUCAGGAUGUGAUCGUGGAAGAGGACGAAGAAUGUGAAAUGAAGACAACAGGCAGCAGGAAGAUACUGCAGUUUCACAGUCUGGCCACGCAUGAAUUUCCAAUGCCACUGUACGUGCUAGCUUGGCAGACCGUCGCUGGUGAGGUGGCGGCACAGUCCGGGACCUGAGAAGAAAUCUCCCUUUGGUACAUCACAAACCUUCGGUUCUCGACCACUAUCUCUCGCGGCCCAGUGCACCAAGGAAAAAAAAACUCCUGUCAGCACUCCAUCUCGCAGCUUGAAAAGUCUCCAGCCGCAACCGUCCUCCAUCACGAUUAGCGCAUGGUCAGGAGUGAGCCCCUAUAUAUAUGGACAUGCAACCACUGGAUCAGCACGCUUUCUCUGCACCAGGGCACUUUUUUCAAUAUCUCUUGGAGAUCAUCUCCGGUCACAUCGGUUGGUAGACAAUGCAUUACCACGGAUGAUCUCCAGUGAGCCGGUUCAUCCGAGACAGCAACGUGGUCCGCAGAUAGGCAUCGUGCCUGCCGCUGGCUACACUCUUCAAACGAAGUCUUUUUUGCCAAACCUCUCAAAUGCACAAGUAAUUUGCACCACCACUGCCCGCACUUCCAAAGUCACAGACGUUCCCGACUCCAUUUCUCAACCAUCAUCGCAUCUACCCACUCGAGGAGAAAUGUCACAACAUAUCAUGGCAUCUGGCCUCACAACUGUCCUGGCCAAAGCCACAACCACGAUCCAACCCCGAAACACCCACGAGGAAACGACCUGCAACGCUCUCUGCAAAGCCCAACUCUUCGGCCUAAUAGCUCUCAUGUCAGUCUACCUGGUCUCAUCCUUCGUCAUCCCCGCCAUCUCCUUCAUCCACACACACGCCCGAAUCCUCGGCCUCACCUCUGCGGAAAUGGUGCGUGGGAGAUCUUGCGCGCGAGCUGUGCCUCUCAUCUUCCUCUACCUGCUCAGCGGUCCGGGCUUGUACAUUGCGUUUUUCCUGGUGUUUGGCUUGACUCCCCUGGCGGGCUUGAAUGAUCCUCGACCGGAGAACUAUGCGCUGGCGAUGUCGAUGGCGAUCGUCUUGGUGCUGGCUGCGCAUGUGGUGUACUCUGGCGCGUGCUGGAUCGUGUAUGCAAUUUCGAGGACGGUCGGGGCAAGAAAGGUGGGAAAUCGGGGGACUGGAGAGGGGAAUUCGAAGGAUUUGGAGUUGCAGGACUGUGGAGGUAAUAUGUAAUAUGUACCUAAUUAUGAGAAGCGGGAUGUGUGCUUGAAUUUAGAUGUGUUCAAGCUAGGAAUCAAUCGAUAAUUGUUAUCCGAGGAAGGAACACGGGGGGCUUAAUGAAUAACAGAAAAAGGACCUGAUAUGGCAGGCAGGUCCAUGUCCAUGCAGCCGACUUUGG